AUGGAAAAUCUCGGGAGCAGGUCCCCUUUCUUCAGAACACACGGGGAGCAAAGCAGAGAGUGUGGGACAGGAGUCGCUGGAACUUGGGACCCACGGUGGCAGAUGCAGAAGCACAGUGGACGGCAGGUGUUUGUGUCAUUUGAAGAUCUGGUUGUGGAAUUUACCCAGGAGGAAUGGCAGGUCAUGGACAAUGCACAGAAAACCCUGUAUAGGGAAGUGAUGCUAGAGACCUACAGCAACCUGCUGUCUGUGGGUUACUGCACUUCCAAGCCUAAUGUGAUUGUCAAGUUGGAACAAGGAACAGAACCAUGGACUUUGGGAAAACAACUAAGGCAAUGUUUUCCAGGACAGCUAAGGAAGCCUGAUGAAAUGCCAGCUGGGGAGAAACACGCCAACCCUGAGGCACAUGUGGACUCACUCCAAUGUUGGGAAGAUUUUAGUCAGCAUAACAAGAUUCACACAGUGCAGCAUGUUGUUGAAUACAGGGGGAAAGAGGAAUCCUUUCACAGGAAGAGGAUAUUAUUUCAAUGUGAGAAUCUUUGUAUCAGAGAUGCUUGCAACAAGUUAACUGUCAUUGUUGGAAAAACAACUCAGGCUGAAAAAAAAACUUUGAUUAAAAAUACAUAUUUCAGUAAGCAUCAACCAACAUACUCAGGAGAGAAAUUCCACAAAUAUUUGAACUGUGAGGAAUCUCUCAAUAACAAAUCAGAUCUUAUAGGAAAUCAAUUACUGCACAAAGCAAAAAGUCAUUAUGGAUGUGUCCACUGUGGUAAAUCUUUCAAUUGUAAAUCUAGCCUUAGCAUCCAUCACAGAAUUCAAAUAGGGGAAAAUCUCUAUGGGUGCAAUGAAUGUAGAAAAAAUAUUUCCAAGGAGCUAGAUCUCACUAGAAUUCACACAGGACAAAAAAUUUAUGAUUGCAGUGCGUAUGGAAGAACAUAUUGCAGGAAAUCCCACCUCAAAGCGCAUCAGAGAAUUAACACACAGAAUAAAUCUUAUGAAUUCAAUAAGUGUGGAAAAGCCUUUGACCCCAACUCACACCUGAUAAUGCAUCAGACAAUUCACACAGGGAAGAAGCCUUAUGAAUGUAAUGAGUGUGGAAAAACUUUUGGCUAUAAGUCACACUUCAUAAAGCAUCAAAGAAUUCACACAGGGGAGAAGCCUUAUGAAUGCUAUGAGUGUGGAAAAGCCUUUUGCUCAAAAUCCAACCUCAUAAUUCAUCAGAGAAUUCACACAGGGGAGAAGCCUUAUGAAUGUAAUGAGUGUGGAAAAGCAUUUUGCUCAAAAUCCAACCUCAUAAAUCAUCAGAGAAUUCACACAGGGGAGAAGCCUUUUGAAUGUAAUGAGUGUGGAAAAGCAUUUUGCUCAAAAUUCAACCUCAUAAAUCAUCAGAGAAUUCACACAGGGGAGAAGCCUUAUGAAUGUAAUGAGUGUGGAAAAGCAUUUUGCUCAAAAUCCAACCUCAUAAAUCAUCAGAGAAUUCACACAGGGGAGAAGCCUUAUGAAUGUAAUGAGUGUGGAAAAGCAUUUUGCUCAAAAUCCAACCUCAUAAAUCAUCAGAGAAUUCACACAGGGGAGAAGCCUUUUGAAUGUAAUGAGUGUGGAAAAGCCUUUGGAUAUAAAUCAUACCUCAUAGUGCAUCAGAGAAUUCACACAAGAGAGAAACCUCAUGAAUGUAAAGAGUGUGGAAAAACUUUUGGCCAGAAGUCACACCUCAUAAUGCAUCAGAGAAUUCACACAGGGGAGAAGCCUUAUGAAUGUAAUGAGUGUGGAAAAGCUUAUGGCCAGAAGUCACAACUCAUAAUUCAUCAGAGAAUUCACACAGGAGAGAAGCCUUUUGAAUGUAAUGAGUGUGGAAAAGCCUUUGGAUAUCAAUCAUACCUCAUAGUGCAUCGGAGAAUUCACACAAGGGAGAAACCUCAUGAAUGUAAAGUGUGUGGAAAAACUUUUGGCCAGAAGUCGCACCUCGUAAUGCAUCAGAGAAUUCACACAGGGGAGAAGCCUCAUGAAUGUAAUGAGUGUGGAAAAGCAUUUUGCUCAAAAUUCAGCCUCAUAAAUCAUCAGAGAAGUCACACAGGGGAGAAGCCUUAUGAAUGUAAUGAGUGUGGAAAAGCUUAUGGCUAUAAGUCACAACUCAUAGUGCAUCAGAGAAUUCACACAGGGGAGACUUAUGAAUGUAAUGAGUGUGGGAAAGCCUUUUGCUCAAACUCUGACCUCAUAAAUCACAGAAUUCACACAGGGGAGAAGCCUUAUGAAUGUAAUGAGUGUGGGAAAGCUUAUGGCUGUAAGUCACAACUCAUAGUGCAACAGAGAAUUCACACAAGAUCGAAAACUCAUAAAUGUAGUGAGUGUGGAAAAGCCUUUACCCAAAGGGUCAGUGAUGCCUCAUUAUGCCUGAGUGCCCCUGGAAGCCGGGAGCCCCGCAGUCACGGUGCUGCCCUGGCUGUGGAGUCACCAAGCCCUUGCUUCCCAAAGCGGCCGGAGGACCCACAAAGAAGGCCUGGAAGCCUUAGUUCUCUGAUGGACACAGAACCUCCACUCCCGCCCACACCUGGGAAUGCAGAAUCUGCCUGCUCAGAUAUGCAGGAAGUACAUCCAGGGUCGCUGAUCCCCCUUCCUCGUCCCUGA
Messenger RNA from Lepus europaeus (European hare), 2625 nucleotides. Its product is annotated as zinc finger protein 345-like. Gene Ontology annotation, biological process: negative regulation of transcription by RNA polymerase II. Gene Ontology annotation, molecular function: DNA-binding transcription repressor activity, RNA polymerase II-specific. Lineage: Eukaryota; Metazoa; Chordata; Mammalia; Lagomorpha; Leporidae. The record is from RefSeq and is a predicted model, not a curated record.